GCUAAGCAAGAAGGAGCUAGCUUAGAGAUGGCGAACGGCAAGCUCGCGGUCCUGGCCAUGCUGGCGAUCAUCCUGCUGCUGCAGGCGUUGGGCGGCGCCGUCGCCCGUCACCACCACGGCGCCAAGCGGCCAGACCGGUGCGACGGCGGCGGCCACGACGCCAACGAUGACUCCGUGCUGAGCAUUCUGCGGCACAGGGAGCGCCACCGCUGCCGCCCGUCGCCGGCACGCCAUGGCACCCCUGCCGUGAUGACGGCGAACGGGUUCCAGAGGGGCCAGGACGGCGGCGGGCCAGCGGCGUGCGACGGCAAGUUCCACAGCGACCACGACCUUGUCGUGGCGCUGUCCACGCGGUGGUACGCCGGCGGGCGCCGCUGCCACGGCGCCGGGAUCCGCAUCACGAGCAAGCACAGCGGGCGCUCCGUGGUGGCCAGGGUCGUGGACGAGUGCGACUCCAGGCGUGGGUGCAAGAACAACAUCGUGGACACCUCCGCCGCCGUCUGGAAGGCGCUGGGACUCGACGUCAGCAUCGGCGAGGCCCCCGUCACCUGGUCCGACGCCUGAGUUCUGUCUGACCCAUCGAUCGAGUCAAGUGUCAGUGUCAGUGUCAGCGUCAAGUGUCGUUGCUAAUUAAUCAGCUAAUCUCGAUUAGGUUUCCUUGGUCGAGAAGCAGAAUAAACUAAUCUUGUCUGUGGAUGGUAGGGCGGAUUUAUCCUGCAAGGGUGUCCAAAUCUCAGAUGUACCUGCUGUCGUGGUCAGUCUCUGUUCAAUGUUGGUGUGUUCUGUUAUGGAAUAACUAAGUUGUUCUAUUAUUAUUC
Messenger RNA from Brachypodium distachyon (stiff brome), 818 nucleotides. Its product is annotated as putative ripening-related protein 6. The transcript has a single exon. Bases 28 to 564 code for a protein of 178 amino acids. The record is from RefSeq and is a predicted model, not a curated record. Lineage: Eukaryota; Viridiplantae; Streptophyta; Magnoliopsida; Poales; Poaceae.